UGUGAGCAAAUUUAACCCAGAGACGCAGUUGCUGCUGUCACAGUUGCUCUUGGAUUCUACAUUGUGCGGAUCUCUUCUUUACACUGCAAACAUGGAUGUGAAAGUGAUCGUAAUAUUCGCUCUGAUGGCGGUCGUCAUUCAUGCACCGGUUUCAAAUGCCAAGCCCAUCAGCCUGGUAGAGAGAUGCUGGUGCCGUUCCACAGUCAACACUGUCCCACAGAGAAGCAUUCGUGAGCUCAAGUUCCUCCACACACCCAACUGCCCCUUCCAAGUCAUUGCCAAACUGAAGAACAACAAGGAGGUGUGCAUUAACCCAGAGACCAAGUGGCUGCAACAGUACCUGAAGAACGCCCUGAACAAAAUGAAAAAAGCCCAGCAACAGUCAAACUAAGAAGUCUGCCAGAUGACAAGAGAAUCUGACAGCCCACCGUCACAGAUAUGUACCAUAUAGUCCUCUGGCAUGCUUGCUGACCCAGCACUUAACCUGCCAAAUAUGCAUCCCCUGUAAAUGACUCAGCAAAAGACCACCAGACCAUCAUCGCCACCCAUGUAGUCUCCUCUGUUAGCGCCAAGUGCAAUUAUAUAUGUAUGACUGUGUUUUUUGUUUUUUUUUACGUAUGAUAUGUAUAUACAAUGUUUUUUAUAUCGUCUUAAAAACAGUAAAGAGAUAUUUUUGGAGUCGUGUUUGCUCCUUGUUUGUUGUGUUAUGUUGGGUUAGGCAGAACAGCAUUGAGAUGAUGAGGUAUAUUGGAGCAAACAUUAAAAACAUUAGUUCUGCCAAUUCGUAUGCAUGCAAGUGCUUUGGCACAAAAAGAAGGGCAUUGAUUUUUACCUUGAUUUUUGUUAUGUAUUUACCUAGUUCAUCAUUUAGUUAUCUGUAACAGCAUAAACUGCAUGUAAAAGUUAUAUGGCAUAUACGGAAAAUAUUCACUUGUUUUAUUCUUGGAAAGGCAGGGUUACUUUGCCGAACAUACAUAAACUAUUUAGACCUUGCAUAAACCCAAACGGGUUUUCAAUGACUUUGGGGAAUGUAAUUGACUUUAGUGGAAGGCAUUCGUGGGCCAAUAGAGAGUCUUUGCAAUGUUCUGUAGAUACCAAAACAUCUGUUUUGUUAAUUGACCGAUCUGAGUGUGCGUAAGAGACUCGGCAUCACAUCAUGCUAAAUGUUGCUUAACAUUCAGCAGAAAUAUGUCAUUAGAAACAGUUGUGCUUCAAAACCUCGCCAAUUAACAAAGAAAAAAUGUAGAGGUUGGAGAAUUUACAACCAAUUUCUGGAAGUACUAAUGGGCUGAUUAAUUCAUUCAAUAAUGAAAGCUGAAUUUGUAACAUUGUAGGCAAUAUAACCUUUAAGAAAAAAACAGCGUUAGUGGAACAUCUGAGUAGACCUUGAGACAGAACUAAUUGACGUAAUGACUACCUACAUAUAUAUAUAUAUAUAUAUAACAAUGCACUUUAUAACCCUUGUGACAUUUACAGAAAAAUGAUUCUGGAUGAUGUCCACUACAUAGUGAAUAGUUCUAGAGCCCAAAGUUUUCUGUGUUUAGACGUAGUUAUGAAUGUAUUGCCAAAUUUAUUAAACAUUUGUAUCUUCAGCAUCAGAUUUUAUUAUUCUGAGUGGGUUUAUUGUUUAAAUUGUUGUGGAUUAUUUCACAUCUAUAUUUAAGUCAGAUUAUUCAUUUAAACAUUAACAAUAGCUGAAUAACUGACAUGUACAUCCCACUUUUCAAUAAUAAAUACAUGCAAAUAAAAUAAAAAAAAUCUAGCUAGUAUGAUUUACAAAUAUCUGACUUUUGGCACAAAAAUAUUUAACCAGAAAAGACAUCUCAAAAUUCCCCUAAUCGAAACUAAUUUUGAACAGCUAAGUAUUGGACAACUGUUUUAGGAAUACACAUAAUGUGAACACCACGCACACAGCAAAGAAUGCCAAUGCCCUGUGCCCCUCCAAAGAAAAUUAUCAUAUGGAAUUUGUCUAUUACUACUGCCAAUUUCAUAAUGUUGAGCUGUUAAAGCACCAGGCCUCAUUUACAAACCCAUCCCCUCAGGCACAAAAUCUAUAAGGAAACAUAAUGCCUACCCUGUGCUUGCAUUGAAGUAUAUGUACUACAUGAAGGGUUAGAGCCCCCCGCUGUACAGCUGCAUUCCUAUUAACAUUGGGGGAAAAAACGAUAUCUUGCAAAAAAUAUCAUGCACUUCUUUGGAAAAAAGACAUUUCAGAAUGUAGUUACAUUUUUUUCAAACUGAAACAAAACAAUUCUCUCUGAAAUUGUCCCAGUGUGGUGAACGCCAUUAAAUUAAACAUUACCAUGAUUUAAUGUAAAAAGUAAGGGUAGCUAUUUUAUAGACAUUCCAUCAAAUUGUCAAUAUUUUCAACACUGUGUAACAUAGUUAAUUGUAGCAUAUAUAUACUGUCCUUCCAUUCCUUUUUCCCUCUUAAUGUGAAGAUUACUAUGUAUAUGGCAGCUUGUGACAGCAUAAAGCACAUUGUUCUUUCUUUUGUGAGUCUGUACAUUGGUUUUAGUCCCUAAAGUGUUUAUUUUGAAAUAAAUCAUUAUGAAGAA
Molecule: messenger RNA, 2558 nt
Organism: Megalobrama amblycephala (Wuchang bream)
Lineage: Eukaryota; Metazoa; Chordata; Actinopteri; Cypriniformes; Xenocyprididae
Gene: cxcl12a
Product: chemokine (C-X-C motif) ligand 12a (stromal cell-derived factor 1)
Exons: 4
Coding region: 92-391 (99 amino acids)
Biological process (GO): positive regulation of cell migration; axon guidance; immune response
Cellular component (GO): extracellular region
Molecular function (GO): chemokine activity; chemoattractant activity
Source: RefSeq, a predicted model, not a curated record